AUGGGUGCAUGUGGCCCACCUGAAUCAGCAGAAUUCAUGUUAUCACGGGACUUUCUUCCGUUUGGGGCCUCCGAGCCUACCAACGACGUAAUCACCUAUCCUCCUUUAGCUAUGGCUUUGCGGCUUUAUGCUGUCGCAUACCUAGCAGAGUACAAAUACGAAGUUCUGCACGACGCAGAAGUUUGGCACGACGCAGAAAAGGAGCAGUGGGAAUCUCUGAUCAUAAGACUCCUUCGCACUGGAGCAAAUCUUCAUGCACCUGUGCCACAUUUCGUUGAAAUGCGUAAUGAAAGUGAUGUCUCAUACGAAGUCACGAAAUAUGGAACACCACUUGAUGAAAUGUUCACGUUCACCGACACGCCGGCUGAAGCGAGAGCUGUGGCGAACGGGUGGCUUCAAAUCCUUCGAAGCGAAGGCUACGAUGUUGUCGCAUACAUCGAAAAAGAAAGUGAUCUGCAUUACACACGAUCGCAAACGACCUUUCCCUUGCUUCAACGUCACGAAGAACAUGACAGUCCUCGUGAGUUGAUAUUCGAAUUGGAGCAGGAGAAGCAAAGCAUAUACUGGGAUUGGUGGACUGAUCCUUCAUCUUCCAUUUACCUCUUACGCAGCACGUUGAAGCCAAUGCUCAUGCUCUCUCGUUCUUUCAUUACGUACCACAUGUCGUCGGAAGUAACAUGGCCUUUCCAUUACCCAAAGUGGUAUGGAUAUUGCCAUCCAACACGGGAAGACGAAGAGGCCGUGCAGCAGCAGCUUUAUGAUAUGGCUCAGCGACGAGCGAAUCGGCGGUUACAGAAGCGACAUGCCAAAGAGUCACGUUCUCGAGGUCUGAAAUAUCCAAGCAUGCCUGGUGCUUGGCAGAAUUGA
Molecule: messenger RNA, 867 nt
Organism: Letharia lupina
Lineage: Eukaryota; Fungi; Ascomycota; Lecanoromycetes; Lecanorales; Parmeliaceae
Exons: 2
Coding region: 1-867 (288 amino acids)
Source: RefSeq, a predicted model, not a curated record